Aptenodytes forsteri (emperor penguin) is the source of this 1236-nucleotide messenger RNA. RefSeq names its product BRX1, biogenesis of ribosomes (gene BRIX1). Gene Ontology annotation, molecular function: rRNA binding. Gene Ontology annotation, biological process: ribosomal large subunit assembly; rRNA processing. NCBI's taxonomy places the organism in Eukaryota, Metazoa, Chordata, Aves, Sphenisciformes, Spheniscidae. The transcript has 10 exons. The record is from RefSeq and is a predicted model, not a curated record. The annotation marks the transcript as partial. Gene Ontology annotation, cellular component: nucleolus.
AGCAUCCCGCCGCCGGUCUCCCAGGGUAAAUGGAAAAACAAGGAGCGAGUGCUUAUUUUCUCUUCUCGUGGAAUUAAUUUCAGAACAAGGCACCUAAUGCAAGACUUAAGAACAUUGAUGCCUCACUCUAAAGCAGAUACUAAAAUGGACCGUAAAGACCAGUUGUUUGUAAUUAAUGAGGUGUGUGAAAUGAAAAACUGCAAUAAGUGCAUCUUUUUUGAAGCCAAAAAGAAACAGGAUCUCUAUAUGUGGCUUUCAAAUACACCGCAGGGACCAUCAGCUAAAUUCUUAGUGCAGAACGUUCACACACUGGCUGAAUUGAAGAUGACAGGAAACUGCCUAAGGGGCUCACGGCCCCUUUUGUCUUUUGAUCCAACAUUUGACAAGGAGCCACACUAUGCCCUGCUGAAAGAAUUGUUUAUUCAGAUAUUUAGUACACCACAGUAUCACCCCAAAAGCCAGCCUUUUGUAGAUCAUGUUUUCACCUUCACCAUUACAGACGAGAGGAUCUGGUUUCGGAAUUACCAGAUAAUAGAGGAAGAUGCAUCUCUAGUAGAAAUUGGGCCUCGUUUUGUCCUGAACCUCAUAAAAAUCUUCCAAGGUAGCUUUGGAGGACCAACUCUGUAUGAAAAUCCGCAUUACCGGUCCCCAAAUAUGCAUCGACGGCUGAUAAGAUUGUCAGUGGCAGCUAAGUUUAGAGAGAAACAGCAAGUGAAGGAAGUACAAAAGAUUAAGAAAAAAGGGAGUAAGGUGCUUAUUGAAGAAGAUCCCACUGAAGUGGUCUUUGAAACUCCAGCUGAAGAAAAGCCAGUAGAAAUACAGCUCGUGAAACCAGAGUCAAAGCCAAUUGUUAAAGAUAAAAAGAAGCCACGCAAAAUUCAGAGGAAGAAGCAAAAAAAGCUUUUCAGAACCGAAGCAUCAGCAUAAAUGUUACAAGUGAUGAAACUAGCUAUAUUGACAUAAUAUUGUAAAUACUUGUUUUUACGGGCAAAACUAACUGGACUUCAGUUUUGAGUAAACAAAAUACCAAUUUCUUUAUUAGGAUUGAGUUUGCACUCUUCUAUUGUCUUCUUCUCUUUGAGAGGAUUCUGGGUUUUGAAAAACAACAUGGCAACAGGGAAAGGGGAAUAAGACACUCCAAAUAUUUCUGCUUUUGAGAAUUGGCCUCUGAGACUUGAAUAUCUCUGGGAGACAACUCACUGUAACAUGUACAAGGAAUAAAAAUAACUGGGUGGU